AUGACCCAACCGCCGGCUCAACCGCAUCUUACAGCCCAGUUCUGCUUCUCGACAGGAUCUUUGAGGGACUUUUUACGGCUGUCUCGCGCCACCAUUGACGACUCGAUCACCCAAAACCUCAAUGCCCUCGUAACACCCGCGCGAGCCGGCUUCGACCCGACAUCGACCUCACAACGAACACCGCGUUCCUUUCCUCGGCAGAUAGAUCCGCAAGCGUGUCAGAAGUUCAAAGACCAGGUGCUCUUCCCGACAUGGCAUGCGCGAGCUGAAGUCUUGCACUACUGCGGAGUGGUCGCCACAAGCCCAGACCCCGACGAUCCAGAGGCUCUAGCCCAGCAGAUCGAGGCCGCCAAAGACAAGGAGCGUGUUGUCGACGAACGUUUGGAUCCAUACUCUGGGCGAUUCUUCCCCCGAGAGCCUCGGACAGAGCAGCUCGCGAUGCUUAUCCGGCAGGAAAAGGGCGUGGAGAAUAUUGUGCGGACGAGAACGUGGGAUAUGGUCAAACAACGAUGCGGCGAGUCGGCAAACACGUGGGAGGAGGCUCUCGCGAGCUGGCGCUCAAUAGCGGCUGUGAAAGGCGAUGAUCAAUAG
Messenger RNA from Colletotrichum phormii, 591 nucleotides. Its product is annotated as caffeine-induced death protein 2. Gene Ontology annotation, cellular component: mitochondrial intermembrane space; mitochondrion. The record is from RefSeq and is a predicted model, not a curated record. The transcript is spliced from 2 exons. NCBI's taxonomy places the organism in Eukaryota, Fungi, Ascomycota, Sordariomycetes, Glomerellales, Glomerellaceae. The coding region runs from base 1 to 591 and encodes 196 amino acids.